CCGGCCUCAGGCGGUGAUGGGAGGCCGGUCGGACUCGGGUUUGGGGCCGCAAUGGAUACCCAGGCGCCGGGCCGGUGGCGACGGCGGAGGCCGGAGGAGCUGCAGGUUCCGGGGGACCCGAAACGGGCAUGCAGAAGACUAGACGCAGCUGUGCAGGAGUGGGGCUGCACCCAGGUGAGGGCCAGCACCCUGGGCUCCUGGAGCGUCGAGGAGCUGGAGUUGAAGCACAGAGGCUGCCCCCUUGCGGCAAGGCCAGAGAGCGGCCAGGCGCGGCCCGGCACGGGGAUUCCUCAGAAUGGUGGAGGGAGCUUGGCCCAGCCUUGCCCGAGAUGUGUUGCGGGAGAAUCUGAUGCACACCUGCUGUAGAGUGUGGUCAUCUCCAAGGAGGAGGGAAGAUGAAGUAAGUGUGUCAUUUUGUGAAAUCUGCAUGGGGUGUACAUAGGUGUUUCUCAUAAAGAUAUGUCAUUAUACAAAGACUCAUGCCAGCUAGAUAAGGAUGAUUGUUGUAGAAGUGUAGGCUUUUAUUGUAGGCCUUUGAAGAAUUCUGUUGAAAAGUGGCAGUAAAGACAAAUAUGCUGUUAAGGAGAGAAGGAAAAUGACUCCUCAGGCAAGUGGUAGUGGGAGGAAUUGUGGAAAUUGCUGAACCACAGAGAGUUGCUGUUAUAAGUCACCCGGUGCUCAGGGGGAGAGAGCUGGCCACAAAGCCGAGGCUCUGCGCGUUAAUAAAAAGUGGUUUUAGCACAAGGGAAAUAGAAGGUGGCCACAGUGUGCACCCAGUGUGCAUGGGUUGAAGUGUAACUAGGUUUAUAGUAGACGGAGGUGUUGGUCUGUGUGUUAAUGUGGUCCCCAGAUGGAGUGAUGUCACACACUCAUAGAGUAAGAUGUGUCCCUGUUGGCCUUGUUGUACCUGCCAGCCCCCCACACAGGUGAGGGAGAGCCCAGGCAGGAAGAUUUUAGUAAAAUGGGGAGUUUGGAAAGGGUUCAUGAAUUGUGGCAAGCAUUCCGUGAGGGAAUGAUCACAGUGAGAGAGAUGAGAGGAGCGUAAGGCUGUGCACACAGAUGUGACCCAGGGGGACCGUGGAGGAAGGUGCUCAGCAGUGGAAGCAGCUGGAAGCAGUGGGACCUGAGUCCCUUUUGAUCCCAACAUUAGAAACAAAUAAAAACGCUCCUCAGAAAACGUAUUCCUCUUGCUUGGUGGGAAAAUACUGGAAUUGUGUUUUUAUCGAAAGUAAUGUAUUAUUUCCCACUGUUGCUUACCAGGUAACUUUUCAAGCCUAAUUAGACAGCCAGCAAGGCGUUUUAAUUGUCAGCAAUAAGAGCUAUAUUCAGGGCACAACUAACCUUCCCCUCCUUCUUAACUUCAUCAGAUCAGAGACUCAGCGCCUGGACAUCCCCUGUCGGGCAUCUCAGAGUGAAGUUUUGCGACCUCACUGUACCAUUCCUUGUCUAGGUCAGGGAUAGGACACGCUCCUCUUUGGGUGUCACCGUGGCUCCCUGCUUUGAGAGGAACACUGACAAACUGGACAGUGUCGAGAAGAGUGAAUAAGAUGAAGGGUUUAAAUGAGCAACUUCUCCAAGUUCUUCUGUG
Messenger RNA from Equus quagga, 1588 nucleotides. RefSeq names its product chromosome 2 C10orf143 homolog (gene C2H10orf143). The record is from RefSeq and is a predicted model, not a curated record. The coding region runs from base 52 to 366 and encodes 104 amino acids. Lineage: Eukaryota; Metazoa; Chordata; Mammalia; Perissodactyla; Equidae. The transcript is spliced from 4 exons.